AUGCAUACCUGGACCCCUUUCUUCGUCAGGCCGGGAUACGUGGGCCAGGAAACAGCUCGAGAGGUUGUGGAGGCGUGGUACAAAAUCAUCGGUACAUGGUGGCCUAAGGUGUGGAAUAUAGGGGACCUUAUUGAGCUUCAGCACAUUAUACGCAGGGAUGUGUUUUUCGUUGGCCUAGAUCCGUCAAAGUUCCUUCGCACUCUGACGCUUGACCUCCAUACUGAGAAUCUCUUCACGAGUCGUGACGGCGAGUCGACUCAGGAUUGCAUCGACUCGCUCCUUAGCAUCAAGCGCAAAACCGACUUCAAAUUGAUCAUACAAUUGAGGCAGAGGAACAUCAGCUUCAACUCAUGGUCUACAGCUUUCGAUGCGCUCUGGCAUGUGGUCACUGUGUUUGAGGCCGAGGGCGCACACGUCGAAGCUACUUUUACCUACGACAAGGAAAGUCUCUGUCCGAAGAUUACCUGGGACUUACUUUCCGCGCUGAAGAGUGGUAAUGAUGACUGGCGCGUAGAAGCAGAACGUUAUCUGAACUCCGACAGCCGGCUUCGCUCACGACACAAGGUCUACCAUCAAGCUAGCAACAUAGCGGACGUCGAACAUUCCGACGAGUCAGAGUACGAUCCUAAUGAUGAAGUCGAGCCCGAGAAAGACGAUCUACGCGAUAACAGCGACUUCUACAUGGACAGUUUCAUCAACAGUCUUCCAGAUUUGGGUCGGGGAGACCCUUUUUAUGGGACCUAUCUUGAGCCGAGUGACUUCAAGCCUCCUCCUCCUCCCAAAAUACGCCGGCCGGUGUGGGAAAACUAUAUACGGUGGAACGAAUAG
Messenger RNA from Alternaria metachromatica, 828 nucleotides. RefSeq lists its product as uncharacterized. The record is from RefSeq and is a predicted model, not a curated record. Lineage: Eukaryota; Fungi; Ascomycota; Dothideomycetes; Pleosporales; Pleosporaceae. The transcript is spliced from 2 exons. Bases 1 to 828 code for a protein of 275 amino acids.